This is a messenger RNA of Alternaria postmessia, 1124 nucleotides long. RefSeq lists its product as uncharacterized. The transcript has a single exon. The annotation marks the transcript as partial. The record is from RefSeq and is a predicted model, not a curated record. Lineage: Eukaryota; Fungi; Ascomycota; Dothideomycetes; Pleosporales; Pleosporaceae. Gene Ontology annotation, molecular function: transcription cis-regulatory region binding; DNA-binding transcription factor activity. Gene Ontology annotation, biological process: positive regulation of transcription by RNA polymerase II. Gene Ontology annotation, cellular component: nucleus.
AUGUCUACUGGGGACGAUCACGAGAUUGACCUCCUCCUACGAUGGUUCUCAGAGGGUCCUGGCUGCUGGAUGGACUUGUUCGAUCUCAGUACCUACUUCACACUCCAUGUUCCAAUGCAGGCACGCGAAAGCCCACUGCUCAAGUACGCCGCUGCUGCUUGUGCUGCUAAGUCUAUUGCACGUGUUCAAGGCUGUAAGCUUGUCACGGGAAGCAGCGCGACGCUUCAAGCUUGGAUGCAACAGCACCCGGACGCAUCAACAGCUGACUGGAAGCACAAGGCAGCGGUAUACUACGACACUGCUAUAUCGCUGCUGCUGCACGCUCUCCAAAUGGUCGUCGGCUCCUCUGCCGAUGGAUCGGACUGCGAACUAUGGCAGUCCGACCUGGUCUGCGACGAACCAGCGCUCAAGCGACGACGAACGUCAAACAACACUUCGUUGGUAUCAAGAACCGAUGAGCUGCUGACAGCUUCUGCCAUUAUCUGUGUCUACGAGUCCCUAGACACGUCUGUUCAGGAUUGGAGCAAGCAUCUCGCUGGGGCAAGGUCUCUCCUUGCGAAUCCACAAGAACAUGUCAUGCCAGUCCAAGGGCCAACGCCUCCAUCGUUUGUGCCAUCUGCAAGCUUCAGCUUCACCUCAAAAGCUCGACGAGCAGCUUUCUGGAACAUUGCCAGGCAGGAUAUGCUCGCAGCCUUCAUCGACAGGACAAGCACAAGGCUAGAUACUGAGGACCUCACAUUGUGGAGAGAAGCUGGCCUUGAGAUUGAUGAUCAAGGCUAUGUCAUGCCCGGUAACACAACAGCAUGCGGCUUGUCCAAGGGCAAUGACAGGACGAUGGCAGAAGACCUCAUCUGCAGCGCCCUUGUCUGGCUCAUGGCUAAGCUAGUCAACUUCAUGGCUGGAAGCGAUGAAGUGCUCGCCGAAGCCGGGAUGUCAUGGGCCGGCGUUCCUCAGCGAGCCCUCCUCGACCACUGGUUCAGUCUGCAAAGGCAGUUGCAGGUCUGGUACGACAACCUCCCAGUCACAUUCGAACCUUUUGCUAGGGCUCCUUCACAGGCACCUGGGCCCAUUUCCGCCAACGGUAAUGCGUCCAUGUUCACUGAGGUCUUGUACUCCAUGCCCAU